AUGAUUGGAUCGUAAGUUUACUCCAAUUUUAUUUUGAAAUUUCAAAUCCGAAUUUUUUCAGAAAUAAAAACAAAAAAACUUUAAUCCAUGCUCAUAUUGUUUCUGCAAUUAUUCACAUGCUUUUAUUCAUUUAUUUGGCUGUUGUUCAAUUGAAUGAUCAACUUCAUGACAAAACAUCGAGAAGUAGGGAAAAAAUAAAUUUCAAACCAAAAAAAGUUGUUUUUUUCCAGUUAUUGCAUCGGCUAUAAUUGAGGUGUAUAUUAUUUUAUCGUUGGUUCUCAUUGCGAUUAUUUGGAAAAUGGAAAUUGAACAUCCGAGGUUUAGAAGACUGUAGGUUUGGGAAAAUGAAGGGAGAAAAAAUUAUAGCUCAUAUUUUCAGAAAAAAACCGUUUUUUGAAGCUUCUGAUUCAUAUAUAUAUAAAAAUAAGGACUAUUCUCUGGCAAUCUUUUUGACACUUGACAAACAUUUUUUCAGCUAUCCACUUUCUCACAUUUUCGUCACAACCGUUUUCCAAUUGUUCACUCAACUAAUAUCAGAAGCAAAAACAUAUGAAACAAUGUUUACCACAUAUGUUACUUCAGGAUCCGCUGUCGUCCACUUGAUUUUUCUACUUAUUGAAUUGAUUUAG
Molecule: messenger RNA, 629 nt
Organism: Caenorhabditis angaria
Lineage: Eukaryota; Metazoa; Nematoda; Chromadorea; Rhabditida; Rhabditidae
Source: the annotation of a GenBank genome assembly